Molecule: messenger RNA, 1242 nt
Organism: Sparassis crispa
Lineage: Eukaryota; Fungi; Basidiomycota; Agaricomycetes; Polyporales; Sparassidaceae
Product: Aspartic protease
Exons: 6
Coding region: 1-1242 (413 amino acids)
Biological process (GO): proteolysis
Molecular function (GO): aspartic-type endopeptidase activity
Source: RefSeq, a predicted model, not a curated record
AUGUUCUGCAAGGCAACUCUGCUCACCGUAGCGCUCGCUCUCAUCGCGUCUGCGAGUCCAAUUGCCCGCGACUCUCAGUCUGGCAUACACGUCCCCCUCCAUAAGCGCGGUAGUCUAAAGAAAUCCGACGGCUCCUUCGACUACGCGAAGGCGGCCAUCCAGUUUGCUAAAGUCCAGAACAAGCAUCGCCAGAACUUGAUCAACCUCCAGCGCAACAAAGGUUUUCUUUCUGACAGUCUCUAUAUCCCAAAGCCUGUCACGCUCUCCAAGCGCCAGGCUUUGCCGUUGACCGACGAACAGAAUGGUCUUGAGUGGAUGGGUACCGUCUCCAUCGGCACGCCUGCGACCGACUUCGCGAUCGACUUCGACACUGGCUCUGCUGACCUCUGGAUCCCCUCCUCCUCAUGCAGUGGAUGCGGCUCGCACAGCACAUACAAUCCAUCCUCGUCGUCAACCAGCAAGAGUGAGAGUGGCACCUUCCAGAUUAGUUAUGGAGACGGGUCUACCGCUUCUGGCCCCGAGUACACAGACACUGUAUCUCUGUCCGGUGUUACUGUCACUGGCCAAGCCCUUUCGGCUGUGACGAGCGAGUCUGGUGAAUUCCAGUCGGACCCUGCUGAUGGCCUAAUGGGAUUGGCCUUCCAGUCGAUUUCUCAGCUUCAAUCUAGCCCCUUCCCCUUCACUGCCUCCAGUGAAGGCGUGAUCUCCCAGGGCGUCUUCGCUUUCAAGCUCACGUCCAGCGGCGCCGAGUUGUACAUGGGCGGCACCGACUCCUCGCUCUAUAGCGGUGACAUUGAGUAUCACGACCUUUCGUCAUCGGACGGAUUCUGGCAGAUUGGCGGCGCGUCCGCGAUUGUGAAUGGUCAGACGGCAACUUCCGGCUUUGACACCGUCAUCGACUCUGGCACCACGCUCGCGUACGGCCCAACCUCCGGCGUUUCCCAGCUCUACGCCGCUAUCCCCGGCUCCCAGCAGGGCAGUGAUGGAACGUACACCUUCCCCUGCGACAGUAGUGCCACCGUCGGCUUCAGCUGGGGUGGCCAGACCUGGCAGAUUGACCCGAGCCUCUUCAACCAGGGUACCUCGUCGAGCGACUCUAGCCAGUGCGUUGGUGCCAUUGGUGCCAGCGAUAACCUCGGCCUGGGCUCUAACACAUGGCUCCUCGGCGACAUUUUCAUGUCCAAUGUGUACACUGCUUUCUCCAUAGAUCAGAACGCCGUCGGCUUCGCUGCUCUGGCAUGA